AUGCCUCGUGCCAGUACGGCCGCAGGGGCGCGGCUCCGAUGUCGCCGAGCCUGUGACAGCUGCAAGCGACGCAAGCAGAAAUGCAACGGCGAGCAGCCCUGUACGAUAUGUAUCCAGCGACACAAAGAGCCCGAAUGUCAUUUCUCCGAUCGCCCCGCACGCCUGCUCAAGCCGGAAUCUAAGGACGCCACAAUGCUACUCAGCGAACGCAUAGUGCCUUCGCCACAGCGCGAGACGGCCAUGGACCGCUUGUUGAAUUCACUGGAGGACCGCGGCAUGCAACUGGAACAACAGGUCAGGGACGAGAAGGAGGGUACGGCUCCUGUCCCGAAGGUAGCUCGGCUUCUCCGUGACGGGCAAGGGAAGUUUAUGUAUAUCGGAGAUUCGGCGAGCUUGUCUUUUUUACAAAGCGUGCGCCGAGUUGUGUCCUCGUCUAUUGGCCGAUGCGAGUUCACCGAGGACAACUCGCGCCAUUCCAUGCUAGAGGCCUUCCAAAGUAACCCAAGCACCCAACCCGGACCCCUCAUACCACCGCCCAGUAACGAAGAGGCUCAGCGACUUGCGCGGCAAUUUGUACUUGCGACAAGUCCAUUGCUAGACCUAUUCGACCUUGAAGAAUUCCAUCCGCGACUAGCCAAUUGGGUUGGAAAUCCAUCUGGGGAUGAAGAUACCGUCAGCUCGAUCUUCUAUCUUGUUCUUGCGAUUGGCGCCCAAGUCUCCGAUAUCAACCAGACGUUAGCCGAACAGUAUUUCAGCAGCGGUCGCCAAUUGGCCUUUUCGGCGUUUCAAGAAACACCCAGCAUUCAUACAAUCCAAUCGUACAUCCUGGUCUCGAUGUACAUGCUUGGCGCAUGCAGGCGCAAUGGGGCAUUUAUGAACCUCGGCAUUGCUUUGCGAGCUGCGUAUGCGGUCGGUAUACAUCGCAAAGACGCCAAUGCGCUUUUCUGUGGCCGUGAACGAAGGGCUAGAGAACGUGUUUGGAAGAGCCUCCGAAUGAUGGAUUUGUUCCUCAGUGCAUCCUUGGGCCGGCCCCCAGCAACGUCGGACUAUGAUUAUGACAUACGCGACGACACGCUCGUUUCUGGAGAUCAGCAGCAGAAUAUGACAUCGGAUCAACAGUUGUCGAUGGCUGUUACAUCCCUAUGCCGUAUUUUUGAACGGAUCUUGACAGACGUCUAUAUGAAACAAGUCAUUUCCAUCAACGUGGCCGAAGCCAUCUCGAACCAACAUCGUGCCUGGGUUCGCACUCUCCCCACAGUUCUCAGAAUGCAAACAGAACGGCUAGACAAUAAGACCAUGGAGGAUAGCCUCGCUGCCGCUCAUGUCUUUGGAUCAUACUACUGGUCGAUUAUCCUCCUAACGCGACCUUUCCUCGUCUACCGCGUGGCUCAGUACGUCAAGAGCAAAGCAGAUCUAUCCUCCUCAUCCGAUUCUCGCAACAGCAGCUCCCGCAUCUCCCUCUUUGCAGACGCAUGCGUCUACUCUGCUCUUCGCGGCCUAGACGUUGUCGACGAUCUCGCCCAGUUUGGCUCUCUCCCGCGCCGCCUCCCCUUUCUAAUAAACUCGGUAUUCAACUCGGCAGUCGUUCUGGGUGCGGCCUUCUUCGCCGAUUACGAUAGCCUUCUUCCCUUAGAGGAAGGCCUCAACAAAGCAGAGCGCUUUCUGGGUCUAUUCGUUCCUCACGAUCCUCACGCGUGUCGCUUCCUUCAGAUCGUCAAGUACCUCCGCGGUGCCGUGGCAGAGUAUGUCCAAAGACGUAAUCGCCAAUGGAUGGAUCGCAGAAGCAGACAGGUCGAUCAACUCUUUGGCCAAGUUGGCGGCGCUUCUGACUCUACAUCCCCCCUCGCUGUUCGUGAUCCUCCUCCACCCAGUCAGACCAACAACCACCGCGAAUCCCAGCAAUCCCCUGUGGUCCCUUCACCAAGCUCCUCCAAUAAACUUGCCGGGAAUACCCCAUCCUCUAUGUUCGCUGCGCAACCAGGGGCCACAGCUGGUCCCCAACCGCCUGGUACGGAUAUUUGGGACGCGCUCUCCUACGGGCCUGACGGGGCACCGCUGUCCUAUGACGCUGCUAUCUCAGCACUCACUACCUCGGGCAUUCCAGUCGGCUGUUCCCCCGGAGGUACCAUUCCAUCAGGUCAGCCGCCAAUGUCCGGGGGUCCCUCCCCGCUCUCUGAUGUGAUGUUCCCUGAGAACGGCCUGUUGUAUAUGGCAGAGGACCUACCUGUUUUCGGGAUAUGGGAAGACAACCAACUUCCCUAG
Messenger RNA from Penicillium daleae, 2262 nucleotides. Its product is annotated as putative C6 transcription factor. The coding region runs from base 1 to 2262 and encodes 753 amino acids. Gene Ontology annotation, cellular component: nucleus. The record is from RefSeq and is a predicted model, not a curated record. Lineage: Eukaryota; Fungi; Ascomycota; Eurotiomycetes; Eurotiales; Aspergillaceae. The transcript has a single exon. Gene Ontology annotation, molecular function: DNA-binding transcription factor activity, RNA polymerase II-specific; zinc ion binding; RNA polymerase II cis-regulatory region sequence-specific DNA binding. Gene Ontology annotation, biological process: DNA-templated transcription; positive regulation of transcription from RNA polymerase II promoter by galactose.